GCGACAACAUCAACGUCACUUGCCAGCUGAGCUCUGGUACCGCCUACUGAUACGCGACAACUUCCGGUCAACGGAGAUAUGGAACCCAGCGGGCAGGAUAUCAACCUUAACUCUCCCAACAAAGGUUUGAUGACCGAUACAAUGACAGACGUCCCAGUGGGUGUGCGAGUACCGGCUGAUGCUGCUGGAGCAGAACUCCCUGAGGGUUUAACAGAGGCUGAGGCAGAAGAAUUGCGGCUUGAGCUUAUCAAGCUGGAGGAUGAGAUUCUCACUUUACGGCAAGUCCUUGCUGCCAAGGAGAGGCGUGCCACUGAGCUGAAGAGGAAUUUGGGACAGACCCCUCUUAAUCAGCUGAAGUUAAACCUCUCCAGGAGUCUGCAGGAGGUCCAGAUGUCCACAGCUUAUGUUAAAACUUCAGAGAAGCUUGGAGAGUGGAACGACAAAGUGACCCAGUCAGAUGUAUACAAGAAGACACAAGAGACACUUUCCCAGGCCGGCCAAAAAACCUCUGCGGCUCUGUCCAAUGUUGGCACUGCUAUUUCUCGGAAGCUUGGUGACAUGAGUGGAUACUCCAUACGCCACUCCAUAAGCAUGCCAGCUAUGAGGAACUCGCCCACCUUUAAAUCGUUUGAGGACCGUGUUGGGUCAAUAAAGAUCAGAGGUGGUGAUGAAAAUGGCAGCAAGAAUUUGCAGUCUCCUGACAGCAACUCACAGGAUACUGCUCCCUUCUAGAGUGACCUGUAUAUCCAAAGUUUACCCCUUUCUCUCCUGUUGUGUCCUCACCCCACAACUCUGCAAGCAGCCAGAAAUUAACACUAACUAACCCCUCUAGCAAUAUGUACAUUCCGUUGAGCUACCUCCCCCACCACUCAUAAGAGAGAACUACACUCAUAAUUUUAUGCUUUACUUUCCUAAAGGUCUUGUUAGUGAGUCCUUUACAUGCAGAAAUUCUCAGGUGCAGCAAAUGUCUGAGAUUGGUAGUUAGACAAGUUUUCAGACUUAGCCACCUGUCUUGCUGGUUGUUGUAGUGGAACAGUAUGAUCAGCAACUGCAGAGAGGAUUCAGGAUGUCUGUAUUCCCUAAACUUUAGUCUGCUUUUGCUUCAGUUUGCUCAUUUGGUGCAGGAAUUGUGUGACAUCCCCACAGUGCUGCAAUGCCUAGCUAGCUGCUGUGGCAAAUAAGUGGUUAACGCCACAGUGCCUGAUUUAUGUGCACAUAUAUAUAUAUUUUUUUUCUGUGAUGCAUAGUGCACAUCUGCUUUGCAUUUGGAUUUUUUCAUGUAUGCAGCUAAUAAACCAGAUGAAAUAUCUAGGAAUAAACAUUGAAUGCUAUAAGGAAUGUUAUCAGACAAAAACAUCUAUUAAUAUUAUUAUUAUUAUUAUUAUUAUUAUUUUUUUCUGGAAAAGAAAGAAAGCCUUUUACUUAGCCAUCCAGUAUAUGUCAGUGAUGUCUCCAAAAGUGGGCACUUCAUAGUAUAAUCCUGAAUAGCUAAUGUAAGUCAUUUUGGAUUUUAGUAGUUGUCUAAUAAAGUUUUGUUUUUAUACUGAACUAUGGGGUGUCGCUAUUGGAGAUCUCCCUUUCUACAUAACUCAUUUUACUAACCAGAUCUGUGCUUUUUUUCCAUAGCCACAUCAUUUCCUUUGUUGCAAAUCACGCCAUGGUUUACUGUUUUCAUAUACAAUCUGUUUUGGGUUUUUUUCACUGCUAUAUCACUUUAGGGGCUAAGAAAUCUAUUUAGAGUUUAGACCAUACUAAUGUGCUUUUUAUGGUUGCAGCUAAUACCUUUGGUGCAAAGGAAUCCUCAUCCAGUUUCUGAGAUUAGAGCAGAAACGCAGUGGGACAUUUACUAAUGGCUUGUUAGAGUCUUGCUCAAAUGCUGCAAAUAUACAGCAGACUCUUUGGGCAUAGCAUUUACAUGUGCAUUUGUUUUCCCUUUAAACUUUACAGUUCCUUUUAUGUAUGCACUACCUGUGUCCUUGCAGGGUGGCAUUUGUUCCCUGCUGACCUAGAGAAUGUUUCAUGGUGUCUUUGCAGGAAAACAAAGCUGGCGCAGUCACCCUGUACUUUCUGUCUUCUCUUUGUGUAAACUAAAUUGCUGCAUCUUUUCUCCUUUUGGCUGUGCCUGUAGCCAGCAUUAAAACACAGAGAGACACAUAUGUAUAAAUUGUGUGUGUGUGUGUGGCGCAGUCACCCUGUACUUUCUGUCUUCUCUUUGUGUAAACUAAAUUGCUGCAUCUUUUCUCCUUUUGGCUGUGCCUGUAGCCAGCAUUAAAUCACAAAGAGAGAGAGAGACACAUAUGUAUAAAUUGUGUGUUUGUGUGUGUGUAUUUACCUAUACAGUUGUGUAAGCAUUUUCUGCAGGCUGGUUUUGCUUGUAACAUUUGUAUUGUCCUAAAUGGUUACAUGCUGCUGAGAUACAUCUGUGACAUGAGACAGCACACUUGUAAUCAGGCUGGUGUAUUAUCAUCUAAAGUAUGAGUGAACAGAUUGUAAUUUCUUUCUACUAGAGGGAGCGGUCCUUCCUUCCAAAAAAGUCCAGUCUUUACCAGCACACCAAUCCUGUCUCCCAUAUAAGGGGUGUGUUUUUCCUUACUAACAUAAAGGGUAGUUUUUUGUUUUCUUUUUCUUCCAGUCUAUGUGGUCUGUCUCUCCAUAGAGAGGCUUCUUCUCCCACCUCACACAGUCCUCUUUCCUCUGUUUGCCACACAGAUUGUUUCAUGUGCUCACUUUCCACAGAGAUUCAUUUACUUCCUCAGUUUACACUACAACAGCCUGUCUUCCCUCUCUUUUCACUAUGGUAGGGGUGUCCUCUCUGUAAUGUCAUAGGCUUUUCAUUUUUUUACCAAAAGUUUCCCCCUUACUUUAUAAGCCUGUCUUCUCAGGUAGCAAAGAUUGUUGACAAAAGUGUAACUUAAUCAUGACCUAGAACCUGUUGUGCUGCUCUUCCAUCUCUGUGUCAUUUUUGCUUGCUGUUAUACAUAUUGUGAGACGUUGAUCACUGUGCAUCAUAUAACCAAACUAUAUAUGGCUAGAGGUGCUGGGAUCUCCCUGUGUCCCAUCAGGUCUUAUAGGGACUGCAUUAGGUCAUUCAUGAAGACUAAUUCUCUAUUGUUACUCGUCCUGCCAAGGUGCCUGCUCUCCAAAAUAUUGGCUAAGGGUAGUGUUUUUGCACUCGUAUGUCCCUGAUGUGGGAUACGAGUGAACAUGGGACACACAGUGCCUCUCACCUUGUGCAAGUUGGAUUCAAUAAAGCAUUUAAUAUAA
This is a messenger RNA of Bombina bombina (fire-bellied toad), 3264 nucleotides long. It is a transcript of the gene TPD52L2, whose product is annotated as TPD52 like 2. The coding region runs from base 79 to 732 and encodes 217 amino acids. The transcript is spliced from 8 exons. Lineage: Eukaryota; Metazoa; Chordata; Amphibia; Anura; Bombinatoridae. Gene Ontology annotation, cellular component: cytoplasm. The record is from RefSeq and is a predicted model, not a curated record.